AUGGAUCAAGACAACCACAUGGCUCAAGACGAAGACAGCCACAUGUCACAGAGCCACACAUCCUUCGGCAAUGAGAGCUGGAACGACAUGAAUUCGUACACUCACCAAGCCACAAUGCCAGACUACGGCCCGUUCGGCGCCUUCAUGCCUACUAUGCCUCACGGCUUGCCGUCUGAGUCGAUUGGCAGGAUGCCUCCUCCUCCGGCGCCCCCUCAACCGAUACAGCCGCAUCAUCAACAGUCCCAUUCACAGCUUCCAAUGCUCAUGAUACCGUCUCAACCAACAUGGCCCAGCAUGUUGACGAAUCCAAACAGCUAUUCGGCGCCACCUUUGGGCAUGGCUCCUGUGGUCCCUCCCGCGCCCGCCAGGACGGGGAGACACGGCAACGGUGCCCAGCCCCAGCAGCGAAGGGUCUUGACGGAUGAAGACAGGAAGAAAAUGUGCCAGUACGCGGCCGAACACCCCAACGUCAAACAGACUGAUAUUGGUGCCAUGUUUGGGGUUGAGCGCAGCACUGUAUCCAAGGUCCUCAGAAACAAGGAAAAGUACCUGAAUCCUGAGGCGGACAGAAGUCAAUCACCCGCCGGCAGACGCCAUGCCAAAGGCAAGUACCCGGACAUUGAUCGCGGCGUCGUCUCCUGGUAUAGGAAACAGGUCCAAGCAGGGUUAACUCCAGGUGAUGAAGAGAUCCUGGAGCAGGCUAGGCACUUCUCUACCAACGGCGGCGGUGAAGCAAACCAGACGAAAUCGAUCAACGCCACGUGGCUGGAAAGAUUCAAACAGAGAAACAUCCUCCCUGGAGGAAGGCUCUCGCGAAGGGCAUCGGAAACGAACAUCACGAACCACGCCAAAAUCUCUGGCUCUCCAUCUCUAGGAGCAUCUGGUAUCUCCCCAGCAUCGCCAACAGGUCAUCAGUCCCCUCUGUCCGCUGACAGAAGCGACGAAGACGUUGUUCACGGUCUUGGUUUUGUCAGCUACGGAGACGGUCCAGCAUACAAACAUUCCAACUCUCAAAGCACCACGUCUCUCAACAGUGCCUUGACCGAUGCGGCCAAUUCAUCCUUCUCUGGGAGUGCCCUGAGUCCAACGGGAACCUUUACCUUCUCCCCUGACCCCAACGCUGGAGCUUUCUUGCCCCCUGAUUCGUCUCGCCAGAUGCACGGAGUCGCUUCAAACUUCCAGAGGCCCAGAAGCCAGACGUUCCCGAACAUUGACGUUGAAGCAAUGUACCAGACUGCAACGACUGAGCCCAUGACUCCGAAGUACCACCCAGCAUCGACUGCCCCGUCUUCUGCACUAGAGUCACCGAUCUACGAGAUGGCGGCACCGCACUUUGCUCUGGAUACCGCAAUCACAUCGUCUCCGCAUCUGCAUCACAGCAGCAGCAAUAGCAGCAUGGCCGGCAGAUCAGCGACCACGCCUGCAGGCUCGUCUCCAACAUCCCCGACGCAAGAGGAGGCCCGAAGAGCGGCCGACACUUUGCUGAGCUUUUUCUCCAGCACAGCUGCGAGCGGCUUGGUCGACCAGAAGGACUACCAGGGCCUGCUCAAGCUGACGGAGAAACUUCGAGUAAAUCCGCAACAUGCUGCCAAAUCUUCGGUGGGCGGCCUGGAUCGGAUUCCCGAGGGCGACACUGAAACUCUUACCCAUCACCCGAACCACAUGUCUUUUGAAGUCAAGCCGGAGGCAGUCUUGACCCAGUAA
Molecule: messenger RNA, 1704 nt
Organism: Colletotrichum chrysophilum
Lineage: Eukaryota; Fungi; Ascomycota; Sordariomycetes; Glomerellales; Glomerellaceae
Exons: 2
Coding region: 1-1704 (567 amino acids)
Cellular component (GO): nucleus
Molecular function (GO): DNA binding
Source: RefSeq, a predicted model, not a curated record